Polypterus senegalus (gray bichir) is the source of this 2175-nucleotide messenger RNA. It is a transcript of the gene esrrb, whose product is annotated as estrogen-related receptor beta. Lineage: Eukaryota; Metazoa; Chordata; Cladistia; Polypteriformes; Polypteridae. The record is from RefSeq and is a predicted model, not a curated record. The coding region runs from base 197 to 1561 and encodes 454 amino acids. Gene Ontology annotation, biological process: regulation of DNA-templated transcription. The transcript has 7 exons. Gene Ontology annotation, cellular component: nucleus. Gene Ontology annotation, molecular function: steroid binding; zinc ion binding; DNA-binding transcription factor activity.
CACACACUGAAACACAAACACGCACAUGCACACACCCACCCACACACACACACCUAUAGACACAAUACACACGUGCGCUGGAGUCUGGGCUUUGCUCAAGGAGCGCUAUCUGCUGCUGUCCUCUCGCUUUGGGUGAAUUGGUGUCAGUUCUCACUUUUGCUCUUGCUCUGAUUCCUGGAAUGCUAAAUCUGGACUGAUGGACAUUUCAGAACUUUGUAUUUCAGACUCAAUCAGCUAUCACAACCAGCUGCUUAAUAGAAUGGCUGCUGAUGACAGACACCUGACAUCGAGCUGCGGAUCCUACAUCAAGACAGAACCUUCCAGUCCAUCAUCAGUUAUUGACACUGUGAGUCAUCACAGCCCCAGCGCCAGCUCUGAUGCCAGUGGCGGGUAUGGCAUUACCAUGAAUGGGCACUCCAAUGGCCUAGACUCACCGCCUAUGUUCACUGCUGCCAGCCUGGGCGGUGGAGCAUGCCGUAAACGUUAUGAUGACUGCUCAAGCUCCAUUAUGGAGGACUCUCCCACCAAGUGCGAGUACAUGUUGAAUUCCAUUCCCAAAAGACUCUGCCUCGUCUGUGGAGAUAUUGCUUCUGGCUAUCAUUAUGGUGUGGCCUCUUGUGAGGCUUGCAAAGCCUUUUUUAAAAGGACAAUACAAGGAAAUAUUGAAUAUAGCUGUCCAGCCACAAAUGAGUGUGAGAUAACAAAACGUAGACGCAAAUCCUGCCAGGCCUGCCGUUUCAUGAAGUGUCUCAAGGUUGGAAUGCUUAAAGAAGGUGUUCGCCUAGAUCGUGUUCGAGGAGGCAGACAAAAAUACAAGAGGAGAAUGGAUACAGAAAACAGUGCUUACCUGGGACUAACACUGCCACCCCCAGCAAAAAAACCACUGACUAAGAUUAUCUCUCAUCUAUUGGUGGCUGAACCAGAAAAAAUCUACGCAAUGCCUGACCCCACAGUACCAGAGAGCGAUAUAAAGGCAUUAACCACCCUGUGUGAUUUGGCAGACAGAGAGCUGGUAGUUAUCAUUGGAUGGGCCAAACAUAUCCCGGGUUUUUCAAACCUCUCACUGGGUGACCAGAUGAGCUUGCUGCAGAGUGCCUGGAUGGAAAUUUUGAUUUUGGGUAUUGUGUUUCGCUCUUUGCCCUAUGAAGAUGAGCUGGUCUAUGCUGAGGACUAUAUCAUGGAUGAGGAACACUCCCGUCUCACAGGUCUUCUAGACCUAUAUGUCUCCAUCCUGCAGUUAGUCCGCAGAUAUAAAAAACUGAAGGUGGAGAAGGAAGAAUUUGUCACUCUCAAAGCAAUAGCUCUUGCCAAUUCUGAUUCCAUGCACAUAGAAGACUUGGAAGCUGUUCAGAAACUGCAAGAUGCACUCCAUGAGGCUCUGCAAGACUAUGAGGCUAGCCAACAUCAAGAUGACCCUCGACGGGCUGGCAAACUUCUAAUGACCCUCCCUCUGCUUCGCCAGACAGCUACCAAAGCUGUGCAGCACUUUUACAGCAUUAAACUCCAGGGCAAAGUGCCUAUGCACAAACUCUUCCUGGAAAUGUUAGAAGCAAAAGUCUGAUGGGUGAAAUCUUAUCCUGGAAAUAGAGGGUUUAAACAGAGACAAUGAACUUUGAAUAUAAGAGACUUCUGCAGAUUCCUGGGGGAAAAAAUGAAGAAAAAUUCAUUGGGGGGAAAGUAUGAUGCAGAUUAAUUUAAAGAUAUAUAUAUAAUAUUAUGUACAGUGGCAAACUUUUUCCUUCUCAAGGUCUGUGGUCAUGAAAGGAAUAAAGCAGCAUAGGCUGUAUUCACAAUGGAACCACCUCUCCUCUUCCACAAAGAGGCUACUUCCUCGUGACUCACUUGAUGGAUUACUCAGAAAAGACAAAUACUGUAAGUGCCCUCAGGUAUAGCUGGGGCGAAUUGUUCCAUGAGCAUAUUACAAAACUUACUACUGAAAUGCCUGCAGACCUGGAUUAAUAUGUAACAUUAACCCAUGGUUUGAUGAGCUGAUUUAUUGAGCAAAUGUUGUUUAAUUGGACACUCUGACCUGUAUGGCUGCCUUCAAUAAGCAGGGUGUGUCUUUCCACCAUUUAGUCUAUAGUAGUUGUCUGUCUUCCACAUGUGCAGUUGACUGGCACUAAAACCAUGAUGCAACUACAAUAAACAUGCUUAGAAAUUCAGAAUCUUCCCAAA